Molecule: messenger RNA, 3735 nt
Organism: Anopheles coustani
Lineage: Eukaryota; Metazoa; Arthropoda; Insecta; Diptera; Culicidae
Exons: 3
Coding region: 1-3735 (1244 amino acids)
Biological process (GO): tRNA methylation
Cellular component (GO): cytosol
Source: RefSeq, a predicted model, not a curated record
AUGGCCGUCGCCUGUAUAACACCGCGCGAUUUGGAGGAUGCCGACUCCUGGCACGUUAAGCUCAAGGAUGCCAAGAGGUUAGCCGAUGUGGUGACGAUUUGUAUGGAGAUUUGCGCAAAAUAUGAACCGCAAUUGUAUCCACUUCGAGAGAAAGGAACGUAUAACAUCCUGAAGGGUCUCCUGUGGGCCGAAGAUGUUCCACACACGCACCGGAAGCAUAUCUCCAAAGCGUUCUUCAGCUUGACUAAAUUCGCUAGCAAUCACGGCACAAUGAUGCGAGACAAAGCCGCUGCACUGGGUGCAAAUGCGGAGGCUGUAGAACUUACGGAUGAAGAACUGACUAUCGUGUUGUACGGUAUGAUGCACUCCAAGUUUCUGAAACGGUUCGAAGAUCAUUCCGACUUAGCUUACGUGCCGUACCAGCCGAAAUGUAUGUUCCGGGCAGAAGCCAGCGGUUACACGCGCUGGUUCCACACUCUCGCGGAGUGCAUGGUAAUGGUGCUUGAACAACCGGAAAGCCUACCACGAAAAUUUGAUUAUUCUCGGGAUUAUAAUCACAUUUGGAGAGUGGCGCUCGUUAACCUUGAGUCACCAUAUCAUGGGGUACGCGAGGUCAUGCUCCGACUGCUGAAGCAACUCGUAGCCCGCUUUCCCCUGAUGCUGGUGGAAAUUGAGGUAUGGCACUGGCUGGACCGAAACAAGUACCAUCUGCUGGCGUUACUUCUUCGCGAGAGUCCCUACAAGGAAGAUUUGAAAGGUAGUGUGGCGUUCAGCGAGCUGGACAAUGCGCUCGAGCAGUCGCUCCGCUAUAAGCAUCUGGUUAGCGGAGGCCAGGCGCUGCUGCGUGCAUUGUCCGGCGAGCAGAUGGACACUGUGUCAUGGUUGGUGGCUUGGUUGGCAAGACUUGUCCGGUCUUGUGACAUCGAACUGCUGCGCCGCAUGGCCAAAUACUGGUUCACCAGUCUGUCACCGAAAUGCCAUAGCGAGAUUUUCAAUCAACUCCAGCUUCACACGCUGCCACCGGAUGAACACCAAUUUCCGGCGUACCUGAACACAGGCGAGCACGAUAGACUGUUCCUGCUAACGAAUCUCUUCAAGCGCGAGUUUCACAAACAGUACGCCCACGUGGAGCAACUGCUGCAGAUGCUGUGCCGGCUGGCUUACAACGAGCGGCCCCGGUCGACGGUGUCGUUGGAGCUGCUCAUCAAAACGCUCACGUAUCAUAUCGCCAACUGGCGCUGGGAACCGGCCAAUAAGCGCCGGCUGCUCGACAAUCUGCAGCGCUUCGUGUUGGAAGCAAUCGAGAGACCCCGCAGUAUGGCACUGUGCAACACGGUCGUGGAGCAGUGCCGUUGUUUGGUCGAGAAGAGCACCGAUUCUACCAACGACAUUCUGGUGCAACUCCUGUACGGCAUGUACGAACGUUACUUGCGCCCGAGCACAGGCCAACAGUCGCGCUUCUCCUACCAGCAAACCAUCACGGCGGUACGCCUGUUCAAUCUGCUCGUCGGCCAGUGCUUCGAGUUUCCGCCGGCCCACCGUUAUCAGCUAACGCCGCGUCCGGCAGCCCAAUACGGUCCCUGGCUCGAGCAUCUGCCCUCCACCAUCAGCUCCGAUCCCGCGAGCCGGCUGGUGGAAUUCCGCGAUGAGGUCUUCUCGCUCGACUAUCUCCUGCACAGCGAGUACGACGACGUAUGCUUCGCGGUGGCGGGCAUGCUCUUCAACCAGCCGCGCGCCUUCUCCCUCGAUGGGAGCCUUCUGGGGCGGCUUACGCACAUCCACGCACACCCUUCGGCCGACCUCUACCCGGCCUUGCUUGCCGAGGCGGAACGCUGGGUGCAAAAGGCGAUCGAAUCCGUCCACCUGGAUCUGUUCGCACUAGCCACGGAAGACGGCUCACAACUGCACCACGCCGUCGACCGUGCUACUCAGGUGUGCUUUGGCAUUCCGGAGCUGCUGGACACCGGCGUCGACGCGAUCGAGCCGUUCCGAUGCGUGGCCCGGGCGGUCGGCUCGGUGGUGGGGUCCGUGCUGAGCUUGCUGAACGUUGCGCGACCCAUCGUGCUCGGAGAGGUGACCGAAUCGCCACUGAUGGCAGGGACGAGCUUCGAAAUCAUGGAGUGCAGCAUGCAGCUACUGCUGGAUCGAUCCCCCGAAUGGGUCCGCAUGCUAGCGAGCCGAGACUCGCCGGUCAGUUCGGUCGAAAUUGCGCUGGCCAAGCGCUCGAUGCAGGCCGAACUAUGGAAGUCGCUACGCGCGGUGGCGACUUUUACGGAAAAGUACGCGAUUUGGCUGCUGGAUCACUACGACCAGAAUCCGGAGGAGGUCGACCAGGAGCUGGACUGCUGUAUGAAUCGGUUCGGAAACAUCCUGCUUAACUGUUGCCAUCGAGGUGCGAUCGAAUCGUCCGCUAGUUGUCUGACAAGGGUGGUGCGACGCAUCAUGCGGUACAAGGCCCAAACGUGCAGUCGUCUCGUGCCGGCCGCUGCGGCGGUACAAACGAUCGGACAUGUCGAGAAGCUGUUCCACAAGACGCUAGCAAUGGAACCGGCUCAACGGAGCGACUUCCGGCGUGCCCGCGGAUACCUCUUCCUGCUGCAUAGUAUCAUGCAGGCGGAGGUGGAAGCCGGCGUCGAGGCUAAUUCCCUGCUGUGUCACUACCUUCGACGGCACGUAAUGCUGAGCGAGCGAGCAGCCGCGGAGCCGGUGGAUCCGACGCUGCAUCCGAUUGGCGUGCUGGAGCUGCACCAGCUGAACCUGCUGAUGAAGACGGCCUCGAUGAAGGAGACGAUGCUGCCGUACGUCGAUCAGUUGACGGUGGUGGCGUUCGAGGCGUUCCGGCGCCCAGACUGGCCGGUGCGCAACGCCGCCCUGCAGCUCUACACGUCCUGCACGACGAAGCUGGCCGGUCAGCAGCAGCAGUGCGUCGACCCGAACUGUGACUGGCCACCAGCUUACGUGUCGCUAGAUGAGGUGAUAUCCAAGCUUCCGCUCACCGUGGCCUACAUCCAGCGAGCGCUGGACGGGGCUACAACCGUCGGAGCUUCUCGCUGCUCGACUUCUUUCCUGUUGCUGCUGCUCGAGUUUCUCGCCCGCUUCGAGUACCGUGGGUACGACUGGCUGGAUGGAAUGUGGUACCUGACCGUGGAAAACUUCCAGGCCUGCGUGUGGGACCUGCUGAGCCACGAACACGAUCUCGUUCGCCGGCAGGCGGCCCGUUGCUACGCCCAGCUUAUAUGCUUCAAACUACAACCCGACCCAUCCGACGAAAUCUUCCUCGCCGAGGUCGACAGGCGGCUACGCGACCUCUUCACUGAUGCGCUCUGCCACAAUCGCCGGCAUGGUCUCUGCCUGGCCCUCUACUUUCACGUGCGCCGGUACAUCACGCUACGACACUUCACCCACACCCGAGCGCACCGCGAGCAGUACACACUUUCAGCCAUCCGUUGUCUAGUGGCCAAGCGUCUUCCGCCCAAUCACGGGCCAUCAACGUCCUAUCGGUAUCGCACCACCCUGCUCGGCUUCCUGACCUACAUCGGAUUCAAGCGUACCGAUCCGCUUCUAUCGACACUGCUGCAGCACGAUGCCGCAGCACCGAACGACCUCGGCAGGGACACGUUUCUGAUGGCAUGGGAACGCCAGCCAGCCGAACAUGGCGAACAUGGGACUUCCUCCGUCGCAAUGCCGUACGAAAUCGAACUCGAGCUAGACCACGACCCAGAACAGGACGACUAG